This is a messenger RNA of Galleria mellonella (greater wax moth), 4534 nucleotides long. Its product is annotated as juvenile hormone esterase-like. Lineage: Eukaryota; Metazoa; Arthropoda; Insecta; Lepidoptera; Pyralidae. The record is from RefSeq and is a predicted model, not a curated record. Bases 283 to 1989 code for a protein of 568 amino acids. The transcript has 4 exons.
AACACUAUUUUGUUUACUUUAAAUAUUUUCCUAAAAACUUUUAAAACUUUUCUAUGAUAAUUUACAUAAAUCCUAUAGGAUUAUAUCACGGAAAUAACACUACUAUUUGGCGUGAAUUAGUAUCUAUGAUUAUCUUUAUGGCGGUGAAGAAAAACAUUAGAAAUUAAUACGAAAUGCCUGAUCAAAGUUCAUGUAAUAUUUAAUUUUCUUUUGUAAUGACCAAGUCCAGCAUUAUCUUUAGCUUAUCAAUAAUUAACACGUAUCGAUAUACAGAUAUAUGUUAUGUAUAAAAUCAAAGUAUUUAUUUCUUCUGUUCUUAACGCAAAGUGUUUUACAUCUAAUUUUGUCACAAUGAGAAACUCAACUAGCAAUCCUAUAGUAACAGUUGCACAGGGGCAAUUAAAGGGUUCAGUACGUAAUCAUUUGGACGGAUCAUCCUAUUACAGCUUCAAAGGUAUACCCUAUGCACAACCGCCAGUUGGAAAACUUAGAUUUAAGGCGCCAUUACCGCCCAAACCUUGGACGGGUGUAUACGAUGCCAUAAGACAUGGCCCAGUGUGCACGCAAUAUGACAUGGUGACCAAAGAAUUGAUUGAAGGAGAUGACAAUUGUUUGUUUCUCAAUGUUUACACAAAAUCACUUGCAGCCAGUGACAAAUUACCUGUUAUGGUAUUCAUCCAUGGUGGAGCUUACAUGAGUGGAUCGGGCAAUUCACAAAUGUAUGGCCCAGAUUUCCUUUUACAGCACAAUAUUGUACUAGUAACAAUAAAUUACCGACUUGAGUUAUUCGGCUUUUUAAAUCUCGAAAUUCCUGAGGUGCCAGGAAAUGCAGGUCUCAAAGAUCAGGUCGCCGCCUUCAAGUGGGUGAAAACCAAUAUAGACAAAUUUGGCGGUGACCCGAACAAUGUCACAAUUUUUGGUGAAAGUGCUGGUUCAGCGUCAGUCUCGUGUCAUCUCAUAUCACCAAUGUCAAAAGGUUUAUUCAACAAAGCUAUAAUGCAAAGUGGUACGUGCAUAGAUGACUGGGCAAUGUCUGGUGAGGCAAAACGGAGAGCUUUCAUAGCUGGCAGAGCUAUAGGAAAAGAUACAAAUAGUACACAAGAAUUAUUGGAGUUCCUUCAAAGUGUCCCUACCAGUAAACUGGCCGGACUUACGUUUCUAUCGAGGAUUAACGAUGAGAAAGAGAGAGGCCUACCUAUAUAUUUUACUCCCACGAUUGAGAAGAAGUUUAAUAAUGUAGAACCUUUUUUAACUGAACAUCCACUGGACGCUUUGGCUGCAGGAAAUAUCAACAAAGUGCCAAUAAUAAUUGGUUAUAAUUCAUCUGAAAGUAUUUUGAUGAUAUCAGACUUUUUGAAGAAAGUGGACACUAAAAAUAAAUAUCCGGAAUAUCUUGUACCUAAAGAAAUUGCAUAUAGACUGCCAAAUGAAAAAGUGAAAGAAUUUGGUGAGAGAAUUAAAAGGUUUUAUGUUGGUAACAAGGAUUUUUGUACAGAAGUGUCUAACGCACAAGUCGAUAUGUUAUCUGAUACAUAUUUUACAUAUAGCAUUAAUAGAUUUUCAUACUUGUACAGUAAAUUAAAUCAACCAAUUUAUAAGUAUGUUCUAAACUAUGAUUCCGAUUUGAAUAUGCUUAAGUCACUAUUAGGGCUGGCGGAUUUGGAUGGCAUGUGUCAUGCUGAUGAACUGUUUUAUUUGUUCUCAAAUAAUACUACAAAAGAUAUAUACAAAGAGCAGAAAAGAGUUCAGCAAUUGGUGUUCACGUUGACAAAAUUAUGGACAAACUUCGCUAAAGUCAGUGAUCCAACCCCAGAUCAGAGUCUCGGUGUGAAAUGGAAACCGUUUACCACCUUCAACAAGGAGUAUUUAAAAAUUGAAGAACCUCUGUCGAUGGGUCAGGACGCCAACCGGGAGAGAAUGGAAUUUUGGAACAAACUGUUCUGCGAAGCGGGCCUUCCAUACAUUGCUGCUGGCAAGAGCAACCUGUGAUUUAGUUAUUAGUAAUUGAAUUAUUAGAUUAAUUUAUAUUAUAUAUUUUAUUUGUAUAUAUGGUACAAUAACAUACACUCGAUACAUAUCAAUCUCUGUAACAAUAAGUCAUUUUCAUAUUAUUUGGCUUAUCAGCCUAGCCUAGUAACCUGCAACUAUAAAUAUAACUAUAUAACUAGAAAUAUCUAGUUUUCCAUUAAAACAACUAAUUUAUUAUGUACUGGCCACCUGACAUGACAUCCUGAGGAUGUAUUUGUUCUGAGGAUAGAAAGAAUUACCAUCUUCCCAGUGUAACAGUACUGAGGUGUUAGUGUUACUCCUGUAGUAUUACUCCCGUAGUAUAACUCCCGUAGUAUUACUCCUUUAGUAGUACUAUUCUCAGUAUGCCUACACUACUCUUUGUUACUUAAAUAUUUCAAAGAAAAUGUACUAUGUUAAGUACAUACAUUUGUUCAUGUACAGACCUGUUUAUGUAACAGUGUCAACCUUCAAAAAUCACUAAAGUGAUAUUUAUAUAGUAUCUGAAGUCCACAAAUAUAGCUGAUGAUAUUUGUUUAACUUAUCAGUACUUUUGUAUACAAAAAAUAGUGAUAUCUGGAUAUAAUUAGGUGUAUUACAUAUUUACGUGUUUAGUUUUAUAUUUAUAUAUAUACUUUUUUUAAUAUAUGAACUUGAAUGUAUAAUUUUUUGUUAUAGUUACGUAAACAGCUGCAGGUAGCUUAUCUAUAAAGAUCAGGGUAAAAAGUAUUUAUGUACUAGUCUAGGAUAUGGAUUUCAAAUCCAUACGCAGUUUGAAUGGUUAUUUAUAAUAUUAAUAGUAAAACUACUUGUAGUAUGACUACAUGGGUAAACCCAGAAAUAGUGACUUGUUAGUCCAGCAAUCACUGAUAUUAUGUACAGGUGGUAUAAGCGUAUUUAGAGGAAAGGGGGGCUCAUCAGAACGCGAGCUACGUUUCAUAUGUAGCUCUCCCUCCCCCCUGUUCCCCCUUAAAAUAUAAUCUAAUAUAAAUACGUCAGUGAUAGUUAAACUGUUGACUAGUUCUAUUACUAGAUAUAAUUAUAUUACUGAUGUUCAUUUGUUUAAUUAUUUUAUUUAUUGGUUUGGUGUUAGUUUCUAAGUAUAAAUGAUUUCACAUAAUGACAACUCACUGUUUAGCAUGGGUCAUGAGAAGAAUAAAAUAAAAUGGUAGUGUAAUUUUAAAUUUUAAUGUACAAAAUGUGAUGGAUGGAAAGGGUAGGUAGAAUAGGUAGGUAAGGUAGGUAGAAUAGGUAGGUAAGGUAGUUAGUAAGGUAAGGAAACUGUGAUCAAUUUAAACAAUAGUUUUAAAAUACCCCUAUAAUUAUUUUGAUAUGGACGAUCCAUAUUUCUUUUUUUUUUUUUACAACACAGAAGGCAAAUGUGUAUGCGGCUCACCUGAUGGUAAGUGACCACCGCUGCUCAAGAUCACCCGCAACUUUAGAGGUAUCGCAAUUUCUUGGUGAAUGUUGGCAAGUUUUAUGGAAACUUUUUUUUUUAUUUUAAAUAAUGACUAAUAUGUACUACUAUUUAGUUUAUUAAAGAAUUUUUUUUUUAUUUAAUAACUACCGGCUUAACUUACGUGUAAUUAGAUCGAAAAAGCUCGACUAGUUUCGGAAUCAAUUCGUGAUCUUUAGUCGUGGGCGACUGUGACGCCAGCACGAGUUUAUUAGAAAUAUUAUUUGUUAUGAAAUAUUGAAAUCUUUGUCACAAUGACUUAUAUUUUUUUUUUUGAAAUAAUUGUUAUCAAUUAUUUAAUAUUUAUCGAGAUUAUUUUUCAUAUUUAUUGUUAGCAUACCGAAAUAUUUUUAUAACCGUAUGUUUUGUUUUAUAUAACUUAGAAUGGCAAACAAGCUGACGGCCCAUCUGAUGGAAAGUGGUAACCGUCGCCUAUAGACAUGAGCAGUACCAUGGACAUAACAGAGUAUACUGUUUCGCCCAUGAUACCUCCCAUGCGUUGCCAUUCCUGAGUACUCAGGUGUUAUUCCUCUGUACCCAGUAAAUUCACACCAUAUCCCACCCUGUAAACCGAAACACAGCCAUGCAAACACAACUGCUUCACGGUUGAAACACGAAUGGGAUAGAGGUACCCAAGCAAUCGACUUUUGACACAAAGUCUCCCUCGGGUAAAAAGUAAUAUGGAAAAAUUUAACAGCACUAAUACCUUUGAUAUAUUUCUAAGCAAAUAUGGAAGAAUGUGGUAGAAUAUGUAUACCUAUAAAAUUAUUCGUUGAUUAUUUCUUAUCUUAAUCACUUUUAUCGCCAUUUUUAUGGUUAAUUGAGAAUGCGGUAAAAUAGGUAUACACAUAUAAAUUAUAUGGUUGAUUAAUUGUAAUCACUUAAAUCGUCAUUUUACUGAUUCGUUUGGUUAGAAAUGAUUUCUAAUGAAUCAAAGCCAACCAAAUCAAAUCUACAAAAAAUAAAUUGUAUAUGGUGUUUUAAAUGCUCGGAAUAUAUUAUUUCAAUAUAUUUUAAUAAGGUAUUUUUUACUUGUAUUAUCUGUGAUGAAAAUAUAUUGUUUUUUUUAUU